AUGAUUGAACAAGCAUGCAAAGAAAUCGAAUCCACUGGAAAAAUGCACAUCGUGCGCACAAGUAGUCUAUGGGAGAGCAAGGCAAUGUAUGUCUUAGACCAGGACGAUUUUGUGAACGGUGCUUGCGAGAUCGCUACUCCACUGUCACCUAUCCAACUCUUGGACGAGCUGCAGAUGAUUGAGCAGAAGAUGGGUCGCGUCAAGCUGGUUGACAAGGGGCCCAGGAACGUCGAUCUGGACAUCUUACUCUACGAUGAUAUUUCUUACUCGGAUGAGAGGCUACAGAUUCCUCACAAGCUCAUGUUGGAGAGAGAAUUUGUCCUGCGCCCGCUUUGCGAGCUUAUAACAGAGGACCAACAACAAAACUCCCCAUUCAAGGUACCGAUCCAGGACUAUCUCAGAAAACUACCACCAUCAGAAGAGCAAUUAGUGCGGCUGGUGCCACUCGCAUCUGACCUCUCGCCAAUCUCAUCUGCGCGCAUUCCGCUCAAUACACGGCUCAUGGCCAUCUUGAAUAUCACUCCCGACUCGUUCUCAGAUGGCGGUCAGAUUUACAAUCGAGGAAGCGAGCUACUAGCAAAGACGAUACAAGAGCGAAUCGAAGCUGGAGCCACCAUCAUUGACUUUGGUGGACAAUCUACUCGACCGGGCGCCAUACAGGUAUCGGCUGAAGAAGAACUAGCACGCGUCCUCCCCGCUGUAAAAAUGAUGCGUGGAAUACCCGAGGCUGCCGAAACAGCAAUCAGUGUCGACACGUAUCACGGGCUUGUUGCCGAGAAAGCCAUCAAAGCCGGUGCACAUUUGAUCAACGACGUCAGUGCAGGAACCAUGGACGAUACGAUGCUACCUACCAUGGCCAAAUUGGGCUGCACAGUCUGUCUUAUGCACAUGCGUGGAACACCGGAGACUAUGAACACCCCGGAAAUGACGUCUUAUCCCGAUGGAAUCGUAGAGACUGUUGGUCGAGAACUAUUCGAGCGUGUCCGUGCUGCAGAAGAAGCAGGUGUAAGACGCUGGCGCAUCAUUCUCGACCCUGGCAUUGGCUUUGCGAAGACAUUGGACCAAAAUCUUGAGCUGCUUCGACAUCAGGAUAAGUUAAUGAGAUAUCCUGGUCUAGAAGGCAUGCCGUGGUUGGUAGGGACCAGCCGAAAAACAUUUAUCGGAAAGAUUACAGGAGUGAAGGAUGCUCACAAGAGGACCUGGGGUACCGCAGUAACGGUUUCAGCGGCUAUUCAGGGUGGUGCUGAUAUUGUCUGCUCGCUCGCUCGCGUAUCCGCGAUUCUGAGAGUCUCUUAA
Messenger RNA from Pyrenophora tritici-repentis Pt-1C-BFP, 1296 nucleotides. Its product is annotated as folic acid synthesis protein FOL1. NCBI's taxonomy places the organism in Eukaryota, Fungi, Ascomycota, Dothideomycetes, Pleosporales, Pleosporaceae. Gene Ontology annotation, biological process: tetrahydrofolate biosynthetic process. Gene Ontology annotation, molecular function: 2-amino-4-hydroxy-6-hydroxymethyldihydropteridine diphosphokinase activity; dihydropteroate synthase activity. The record is from RefSeq and is a predicted model, not a curated record. Gene Ontology annotation, cellular component: mitochondrial envelope.